Molecule: messenger RNA, 7474 nt
Organism: Procambarus clarkii (red swamp crayfish)
Lineage: Eukaryota; Metazoa; Arthropoda; Malacostraca; Decapoda; Cambaridae
Source: RefSeq, a predicted model, not a curated record
CCUGGGAAUUAUCUACUCCGAAGCUGGCUGGGUAAACCUGUAUAGACUCAUGCCAUGAACCCUCCACUCCUGCGGGGUUCAGAGUAUACUCCAAGGUUGUGUGUGCAAUGUUCUUCAUGUCUAAACCAUGAAUAAGCUUUGGCACCUGUGACAGCCACCUGACUUUAAAUAAAAAUAUAUAAUCUUGGUGCAGUACGAAAGUUUUCCCAGUGGGUGCUGCCAGGGUGAUCAGUGGGGUCCGGGUCGGACGUGGGGGAGUGUCAGUCUGCAGCACAGCAUCUCCCGAGGAUGUUGUUAGAGAAGUUACUUGCCAGCGAAUAUUGUAUAAUCAACAGGUGAUGCAAAUAAUUCUUGCCUUUAAAUAACAGUAUAUAAAAUAUACGAAUAACUUUUAAAGAAAAUAUUUUUGACAGUGAACAUUUGUUGAAUAAAGUCAAUGGGUAAACUAGCAUAUAAUAUCUAGAUAUAUUGUAGAAAAAUCUAAUUUCUACAUACCGACUUACCUUAGCAAUUAUAGUGAAAAUAAAUAUUGAAGGCUGUGUAUGAAUAGGAAGAAUUAUUCAUCAUUAAUGUAUAUUACAUGCUACAAUGAUAAAUUCGAUUAAUUGGUGAGUGACAAGCACCUUGGGAAGAUUCACCAGGCUAAAAGAGGCCCGACUACUGAUAAGAGGCGAGGAAGGAGGUGAUGACCAAGCUGCCCCAGGCCUCCAGGAUGGGUGUGGGAGUACAUGAAACAGUUGAUGUAUACUCCACCAGCCUCUGUGACGUCCACCCCGUCGCCAGCAAGCAUGGCAUCAAGAGGCAUUUUUCCGAGCUGUUCCCAAACUGCCCAUCUCCACGUAACCCUGAGAUACCUCAGGAUUCCAGAAGCCCAGAAAAAAGGAAAACUGCCCAUGCUCCAUUAUCAGAUUCCAGCUCUGACUCAGAGCAAGACGAAAUAGCAAAAAGAAUGUGCUUAGGGAGUCGUGUGUUACCAGAUACAGAUACUGAAACCACAACUAGCAUUAAGGAAUCCUGUGCCUCGAGACGAAGACGGUUCAUGAGAACAGCUGAGGCUUUGAGACAGUCUGGUUUGUUGGAUAUUACUAUGAAGACUGCAGAAUUGUUACGAAAAAAUCAAAAACUACAACGAGAAAUUGAGAAUCUACAAAAGGAAACAAGAUCAUUUGUUUUGUCCGUUCUCUCAAAUCCAGAAAACAGACAUAUACUUGAUAAUAUUCACUCUGGCGUUCAGUUAUAUGAGGUUGUUGUCCCGGGCUCACAGCGCAUCAUGUCAGUCUCCACCCACCCUGCUGAUGUGAACAUGAAUUCGACUUCUUUGACCUUAUCAAAUGAUAUGUCUAAUGAUAGCAUAUCAUCUCAUAGUAAUGUGUCAUCAACAUCGCCACCAUCACCUACUGUUUCAAGCUCAUCUGACACUGCAUCCUUUUCUGAUAUCGAGUUAUCAGAAGAGGAGAAUUUGUCCCCACCAAACAUUUUUCCAAACUCUGGGCAUUAGUCUGACAUUUUCAAGAUCAUUAUGAAUAUAGAGAAUGUAAUACAAUAAAUGAUUACCAGUUGCUUAUUACCAAGUACAGUAGUCUACAGUUGUCAUUUAAUAAAGUUGUUCAAAAAGUUAUCGAGUUUUCUGAAAGACUGCUUAUGUGGCAUGUCAGUAUUCGUGUCAUCUUGACAUAAUUGCCAUUGGUUGUCUUAAGCAGAUUUGUUGUGUGAAUCUUGAAUGAUAGAAAACACUUGAGAGUUUUACUAUCAUUGUGAUAUGUCUAAUUGUGUACCUUAAGCUCAUCUUAUGAAUGCAAUGGACACAGCAAUACACAUCCUUCUUGGUCUUGGGGAUUUAAAAAUUGAGUACCGGGUUCCACUGUAAUUUAUUGAAAAACAUGAAGAAUAAUGAUUUAACAUCAUUUUUUUUAUAGACAUUUUCAUCAGAACUGGAUUUUUUUUUAGUUAAAUUUGAAUUACCUAUAUAAAGUAUAUUAAGAACAUGUUUGGUAUGAUCAAGCUAACAUAAAUGAGCGAGUGAACAUGUAUUUGAAUCAGUAUUUAUCAACAUUUCAAUGGUAUUUUUCAAAGAAAACAACAUGUAUAUUAAACAAAAUUACUGUUUUCAUUAUUCAUACUAAGUGUUUUAAAUUUUAUAAACAAAUCCAUAUGUAAAUUAUAAGGCAAUAUUACCUUCGAUUCACAGAUUUGCAUGCAGUGAAGUUUUCCUUAUAGCUCCUUGUUCUAAAAUUUUUACAAAGUAUAUAACAUUAUACAGUAUAUUAAUAUUAUAUACCUUUUGAUCAUACAUCAUGCCAUUGUAUUCAGUGCAAUGUAAAUAAAAAUCUUUCAUAGUAAAAUGUUAACCACGUUUAGUGUGGCUAACAUAGCUUCAGAACAGAGCUGCACACAAUAAGGCGUGUUACUGCCAAACUACAAGUCCUCUUGUAUGUCUUUAUCAAUAUUAUUCCCAUUGCAAUGGUGUACUGUAUAUAGACAAAUUUUGCUUGGGGUCAAUCAACGAAACUACCAAUCCCUACAUAUAAAACUGAUCAUUAUUAUGUAAGAUUUAACACCUGUAUUGUACAUUCUGCUGUGUCUGUGAUCAUGUUUAACAUUGCAUAAGGUGUAGAAAGGUCUAUCUCUGGUGCUAAAUGUGUGCUACUAUUUUGUAUUGAAAAUAUUUCCAAGAUGUCUUGCACAUUUCUUCAGAUCUUGACAUAUUUUCAUUAGUUCCUCUUAGGGAAAAUUAUUUAAAUGUUAAUAAAAACAUUGUAUUUUGAUAGGAAUACUUAAGCAGAUAUGAAGGGUUGUGCACUACUAAUUUUAUUUAAAUUUGUAAUGCAACAGGUAGCAGUUUCUCAUUUUCAGUUAUUUAUUAAUUCUACUAAGGAUUGGAAGAUUAUCAUCUAAAUGGCUGUUGUACUGCCAAGAGAUCUUGUGUUAUUUUAUGAAGCAGUAAACUGUUAUGUUCUGUAGUUCCUCAAUGGUUGGAAGGGAGCAUGUGUACAACACCGUAGGUGCAAGAUUUCAUGUAUUUUUUAAUUAAUCCAUUUGAGAGAAGGUAACCAUGCUUUUAAUCAUGCCUAGUAUUUUUUUUUUUUUUAUCUUCAAUAUGGAAAUGUUACCAUUUAUGAAUGUAGUUCAUGAAACCUAUAAUUUCUUAAUACAGUAUAAUACUAAAAACAAAUGACCUAAAAUUAUUAAGUCAUUCAUAUUUUUAAAUUGAUUAAGUAAAUUACUGUGUAUUUAUUGACAAAUUUGCAUUCAAUUUAAAGAUUCUCUUACAUCCCACUGAAGAAUAUUUACAAAUUUAUGUUCAUAAUACAGUAGUGUACUAACAAAUAUUCUUUUUUUUUUGUAAUAAGAAAUUGGGUUUUUAUGAAGUCAUCCAAGAGUUUUCAGUAAGGUUCAUAUCAAAGUUAACAAAAUAACGCAACCCACACGUAUGAAAAAAAAGUGAUGACAUUUAUGCCUGACCUGGACCCAUAUCAAGCCAUACAUAUACAGAUGUAUGUGUGUCCAAGACGUACAGGAAAAGAAGCCAUUAUAAGACCAGAGAGUAGGUAAGGAGGGAGAAGAGGCGAGGUGUAAAAGGAAAAAGUACUGUAAAGUUUAAAAAACAUCUAAAUGCAGCUUCCUGCAUGAAGGUUGAAAGUAAACAAAGCAAGCAGAGAAGGAUGGGCCAAAAUAUUGCCACUUUCCUUUCUUUUUAUGUGGAGGUUGGGUUAUUUUUUUCAGGCAUGUUAUUAUGACUUAUUCUCUGUAAAGUUAAUCAGUUAUGUAUGUAUUGCAUUAUUAUUCUGAACAAGUUUGUUGAUGCUGUAUGUAUAUGAAAUUACUUUUAUAAUAUGAAAAUAGGGCCAAAUUGUCAAGAGCCUGUUUAUUGUAUAAAGACUAGUUCUGUCCUCUUUAUUAAGUAGUAUAUCAUUGAUUUAGUUGUAAGCUAAUUUAUUUCCUACAUUAAUACAUUAAUUUAGUAUUUAACAGUACCAUAAUGGCAACAUGAACCUAAUUUAAAAACAUCUGUCAUUGCUUAAUAUUACAACUAAAUUUGGAACUUAUUGCAAUAUAAUGAUAAAACAGUUGUGUAUAAUUUUAUAUAUCAAUCUACAGCCCCAUGCCUUACUCUCUCCUGGUAGCCUCCAAGGCCAUAGUAGAAGUUUUAACCAGGGGCUUUAUAAUCAAACAAACCUUUCACUCUUUCAAGUUCUCCAACUGCAACUCCCACUCUGUCAUUCAUAUAUUGUUCCAAUCUUCACUUCUAAGAUACUGUUUAUCUUCUUCUACCAGAUGAUCCCUUUAUUUUUUCCUUGUACACACUUGUAAAAUAUUUUGCAGUCAUUCUACUAACACUUUCGUAUCACCUCAGUGUAUUUUAUUUUAUCGGCUCCAUGUUUUAUUCCCUCACCUCCUUCUCAUUCAUACCACAUUCUUACACCAGCUUUUUUUCUUAAAAAAAACUAAUUUCAAGUAUUAGUUCUCCUAAAAUACAUUCAAGAUGAUUGAUAAGAUCAUCUAAAUUGUAAACAAUUGUUGUACAUACCAAGUUUUCAUAAUGUUGUACAUAUCGUUCUCAUAUCUCAUAAUGGUCCACCUUAUUGAUGCUUUUGUCUUGUGGGAUUUUUGCCUUACAAAUAUGUGACAAAAUGUUAUGCAUUUAUUACAAAUUUAAAAUGUUGCUGAAUGAUUUUAACAUGGUAAGAGAAAUUUAUGACAAAGUUUUCUGCAUAAAAAUCAGUAUUACCAGAUUGAGGAAAAUGCAGUACAAUAUACAGUAUGUACUGUACUUAAGACCGUUGAACAAUGAAUUAGAAAUUUGUAACACAUAUGAUUGAUUAGUGUAUAACUGUUCAUAUCAUUAUGUUGGUAAUUUAAAACAAACAUUUUUUUUUAAAUGUGAAAUUUCACUUGCAAGAAAUUGAAAUUUAUUAUAGUUUUAUUGACAAUUGCCAGGAAUAAAGGCAGCACAGAGUGUAUCAUCUGUUUCCUAGUAGUGACAAGGUUUAUAUAGGAAGUAAGAUACUCUUCAUUUAUCUUACAUGUCAAUAUAGUUGUAUACUUUCAACCAGUAUUUUGAUGAACUUCCUGCAAAAUUACAUGAUAGCUAAUUUUUUAAAAUUUGUAUAAAUACAGUAGUGUUUUAUACAGUAAUGACACCUGUAUACAACUAGUAACACAUUUUGUAUUUAUUGUGUAAAAAUAGGUUUGUUAAAUAUUGCAUCUGAGAUUUUUCUUAACUUAGAUUCAAUCAGAUUUUUCAAGAUAAAGUCUUGUAAUCAGUUAUAAAAUAGCUUCUAAUAUAUUUUAUGUUGCAAUCAAAUAGUUUUAUGUUUCUGUGAUGAUCGUGUUAGAUGGUUUAUAUGUGUGCUGUUUCACUUUAGUUUACGCAAUGUGUGGAAUAAUUCAAUACAUACAUAUAAUUUAAAUAAAGUGAUUCAGUACAGUACUCCAUAUAGGCCUACACUGUAAUAUGUACAGUACACCUAUAUUGCAUCGUAAAUCUGUUCCUGGCACAACUCACAGGAAAUGUCAUUCAACCCACUUCUUUGCUGCUAUUCUGUCUGGUUAUAUCAUCCAGAAAUGCAGUACAUUCAAACACAAGUGGGUUAUUUUAGUUCAUUUAUUAUGCACCACAUACCUAUCCAGUGGGUAGCAGUGGAAAAUGUUAUGGAAGCCCAUAAUUGGCUCAAGGACCUAUGGAAAACACCAAAUUGUGUAAUCACAUGACUACUGGCAAUGUACACUAUAACCUUAUCGAUAGUAAGCAAUAAAAACACGAUAGCUUAGAUGCUUAAAAAAAUUCUACUAAUUCCAUGACAUCCAUAUACAAGAUGUAUUAUAACCAUACAGUAUUUACAUUAUUUAUAUAAAAACCAGAUGAUAACUAAACAUGUACUGUACUGUAUUUGUAACUGCAUUACCCAGGGGAUCAACAUAUGAUGAUAAGUACGUAAACACUUUCGCAUGCCCGGCAGGCCACCCACAUUGCACCAGAAGGUAGGCUAUGCAUUACAGGUGAGCACACAACCCAAUGUUCAACUCUUUCACUCACAAUAUUUAUACUUAAUAAUAAGAAUAAGCAAAAAUUAAUUAAUGACGCUGAGAGCAUCAUCCCCCACUCUGCGUGUAUAGUUUUUACGAUGCCGAGAGCAUCAUCAGGACGCCAAAUUGUUAAAAGGGUGAAGACCAUGGACAUUGCAUGAAAACAUUUUGUAUGUGUGUAUAUAUUAUAAUUAUUUAAUUAUAUAGUAUACAGUAUAUUUAAUUAUAUAUUACUGUAUAUUGUGGAAGUUUCUAUGAAGCUGUUUUGAAAGGAUCCAAAUUAAAAGUUUUCCGUUUUAAAACGUAAACUGUAUACAAUACUGUAUAUGAAUUAAAUUGCAGUAACAUGCUUUAUAUUAUGUGUCCAUGUUCUUUCCAAUAUGCUGAUGCUACUUGACCUUAUAUGCUUACUCUAUUUUUCCCAUUCAGCUUGUAAAAUAGAAAGCAUUUCAUUACAGUUUGUUGCACUUUAGGAAAAUAUCCAGCACAAAGGAAGCGUUUUGUAAUAGUUUAGACUAAUGGUAUAAUGAAAGCUCAAUUAUCUGUGUUAUGGCCACUACAAAAAUGAAGACUCUCUGGUGCUGACUCCUGCCGCUUCCUUUCAUAGUUUCCAUAGUAUAAAAACAUUAGUGGAGGAACUUAUAAUCAGAAUGAUCCCUAUAUUUUUUUUUUAUUAGAAUAGAAAUUCUUCACUUUUGAACUAUUGUAUAUAAACAACUAUGCAAAGUUGUUUUGUAGGUGUGAUUUAUAUGUUAAUCUAUAAAGUAAAAUUGAUUGUGAUUGCAUCAUUAGUGUGUCCACAAGACAUUCUUCAGUAGACAACUAGCAUGCUAUGUAGCACUUUGUUCAUGAAUAUAUUGUUCAAUCUACAUAUACUGUAUAGUGUAAUGAACAUAUCAUGAAUACAGUACUGUAUAUGAUUAAACAUUAUAAGAUUGUUAAAAUAUCUUUGCUGCUCAGGAGGUGAAGAGCAGUCCCACAUCUGCAUGUCUAUCAUUCAUUCAUUUACAUUUAGAUUUGUUAUUGUAUAAAAGAUAAGUUAUGCUCAACUAGACAAAACUUUCAUACUAUUUGAAAGUAUCUUUGAUACUUUUUUUUACGGUUUAUAUUAAUUUUAACAAUAUACAUAUAAGAUCACUCUAUUAUGUAUUUUAUGCUGUUCUGCUGCCAGUGUCACAUACUUGACAUUGACAGUUUCUCAAAAAAGUAAUGCUGACCCAUAACAAAAUAUUCUGAAAGAUGGUCUCUAAAAGCAUAUACUGUAACUAAAUUCUUAAAGAAACUAAAAUUGUACCUAUUUGGUGAAUAUUGUAUCAUAUGUUGUAUAUUAUUGUUUUUAUAGAAGAAAAAAGUUGCUUUUCUUACGUGUACAGUAUAAAUCAUUUGUUAUUGUUGCCCAAACACUGUAGCUGUCCAAUUUUUUGUAAUAUAUGAAUGAAUAUUAAUA